Syzygium oleosum is the source of this 994-nucleotide messenger RNA. Its product is annotated as ethylene-responsive transcription factor ERN1-like. Bases 80 to 817 code for a protein of 245 amino acids. The record is from RefSeq and is a predicted model, not a curated record. Gene Ontology annotation, molecular function: DNA-binding transcription factor activity; DNA binding. The transcript has a single exon. Gene Ontology annotation, biological process: regulation of DNA-templated transcription. Lineage: Eukaryota; Viridiplantae; Streptophyta; Magnoliopsida; Myrtales; Myrtaceae.
UUAGCCUCGUUAUCACUGCCACAAUAGUACAAACAUAUUCCUCUCCAUUCUUUUCCCUCUCCAUUCUUUUUCUCUUGCUAUGGACCAACCCUCGUCAUGCGUGACAGUCCAAGAAAUCCCAUCCAAAAGCUCAUCGGGUGGUACUUCGACAUCUGUCGAAAGAGACCAAGAAGGAGAGAAAAUCAUAACCAUGAGGAAGAACAUCAAGAAAAGAGCAACGGGCAAUGAUGCAAUAAGAAGGUUUCUUGGGGUGAGACAAAGGCCUUCGGGAAGAUGGGUCGCCGAAAUCAAGGACUCUUCGCUGAAGCUGAGGCUUUGGUUGGGCACUUUCAAUAGCGCCGAGGAAGCCGCUUUGGCUUACGACAGCGCGGCUCGGCUUCUCCGAGGGAGGAACGCGAAGACAAACUUCCCGUGCCACCAGCCGAUCGGUAUUCACCACGAGUUGAACUGCAGUUUCAUAGGACAGCAUCCAAAAGUCGACCAGAUUCUUCAGCAUGCAAACAUGAAGCAGCAACAAGCAAGAUCAUCAUCGUCAUCAUCAGUUCUCAACUCUUUUCUCGAUUAUCCAUGGCAAGAUCGGAACGAGAGCAGUGAAGGUGGUUCGAAGGAUGUCGACACCCUCAUCGAAGACACGAUAGUUUGCUCGUUGACCUCAUCAAAAGAAGGUUCGGACGGUUGCGGUAUACAAGGAAACGAGUCCUGUGGGCUCUCAUUAUUUGGUAGUUCUAAGGUUUAUUCCUCAGUGUUCGUGGCCCCUUCUUUUAGUUCUUCAGCGUGUCAAGGUGAAAGAGGAGAAUAUGAUCUUCAAGAGGCUUAGUUUAUUGAUAGCCUAAGCUCAUGGUGACCACUGCUUCUCAAUCGUCAUAAGUAUAUUAAGUUUUGCCUUCCGGUUUGGUGUUUUAUCAGUUGUUUGGUAACCCCAAUAAUAUCUCCAGUGAUGUGUAUGCUCUCUGAUUGUAGUGAUCGUAUGAUAUGAAGUUGCUGUUAGCUACUA